Messenger RNA from Cladocopium goreaui, 1353 nucleotides. The record is from the annotation of a GenBank genome assembly. NCBI's taxonomy places the organism in Eukaryota, Dinophyceae, Suessiales, Symbiodiniaceae.
AUGCUUGUUGCAGUAUGUGUACUACAUGACUUGGUGAUCAUCCCUGUGUAUGUCUUCGACCCGCCAGAGAAUGUUCCGCUGAAAGUCUUGGAAUGGAUGACCCAACUCUUUUGGCAAGCUGAUCUGAUUGUGGGAGGUUUCACAGGCUUCUAUCGACAGGGCACAUUGAUCCUGGAUCUGCGCAAAAGUGCAUGGCAAUAUCUGAUCACUUGGGGUACCUUCGAUUUGGGCCUGGUGAUCAUGGGUUGGCUCUUCAUCUUGUUGGACCUGGUGGAGGAUGAUGAGGGGCAAGCAGAUCUCAUUGCGUGGUCUCGGACUUUGAGGGCCAUUCGCUUCUUGCGCUUUGUGCGAGUUCUGCGAUGGUUGAAACUCCGUGGGGUGACUGAAGCCUUUAAGGAGCUCUUUCACUCAAACAUCGCCUUUUUCUACUACAGCCUCAUCAGUGCUGGCCUGCGGCUCCUGAUUUUGAACCACUUGCUGGCAUGCUGUUGGUGGGGCGUUGCCCUCAUGAAUCCUGAUGAGAAUUGGGCGAGGGAUAGUGGCUUCUGGGACGCUCCUGUGCUAGAUCAAUACUUGACGAGUUUGAAUUGGAGCUUUGCCAUGCUCGGUGUAGGGCUCAGUUCCAUCCGAUCGACGAAUACAUUGGAGAUCGCCUUCUUCGUGAUCGUGGCCUUUCGGUCCCUGAUGACAUAUGCCACCCUGGUGAGUUCCAUCACAAGCUUGACCAGUCAGCUUAGCAAGAUCAAGGAAGAUGAGACCUCGGAGUUUCGAUUGCUGAGAUCCUAUAUGGCCUACAACAACAUCGGGGCAGAGUUGAGCCACAAGAUUUUGCGUUUUUUGCAGCACCAGUACCAUUUGAGACAGGAAGCCAAAUCAGCACAUGCCAAUGUGCCUUUACUGCAGUUGCUGUCUCCAACUUUGAGACGGGAACUGGAGUUUGCGCGGAACUCUGGACCUAUGGAGAAAUUGGAUUUCAUCAAUGAGCUGCUUCCGACCGAUGACCUACAAGUCCUGCAAGUGAUGCAGGAUUUGGCUGUGAAUGCCAUGACAGAUCUGGUGGCUGCCACCAAAGAUGUGAUCUUUCUUUGCGGCCGCACAGCAGACCACGCCUUCUUGAAGAUCAAUGGACCAUUGAGCUACUUCUAUAGCCAGGAGGAUGAGGAGAAACAAUUAGCACUGACUGAGGAGUCCUGGGUUUCUGAAAUUUGUUUAUGGGCCAAUUCGGUAUAUCAAGGUGACUUGGUGGCGGAGGAUGUGUCCAGCUCCUUGGCAGAAAUGCGAAUGGAGAAGACGGCCUUCUUUGGUCUUCUAGUGCUAAACAAUUUUAUACAUACUGUAUUAAUAAAUAAAUAA